AUGCCCCCACCACCAAGCCAGAGGGCCGACAUCGAGCCACCCGAAGAACUCACCACGGAAGCUAUGAAAGGUUUCAUGACGGGCGUGUUCCGCUUCGGGUCUGUCUCGAUUCUCGCCCAUAUGAUCAUGAUCCUUCCUCAUCCGUUCACCUUUGCGAACCCCCAGCCUCCUGCUGCUCCCGAGUCACAACCACGUCCUCGACAGUCACCCUUCUCCCGCGAGUAUAUCCGCUCACGCCUCUUCUACCGACCACUAGAGGGUUUCUCGAAGUGGAUUUCACCCCAAGCUCGUAUUUACCAGGGACUGACGCCACAGUUCAAGGUCUUCAUACAGAUGGCGAUCAUGACCCUGGGCGGCUGCAUCUGGGCGGAGAAACGAGUGAACGAGUACAUUGAUCUUAUCCGGAAGAUUAAACGAGCAGAGCGAUACCAGGCUGAGCGGGAGCGUGGCACCCGUCGAUAA
Molecule: messenger RNA, 462 nt
Organism: Penicillium cinerascens
Lineage: Eukaryota; Fungi; Ascomycota; Eurotiomycetes; Eurotiales; Aspergillaceae
Exons: 2
Coding region: 1-462 (153 amino acids)
Source: RefSeq, a predicted model, not a curated record